This is a messenger RNA of Papilio xuthus (Asian swallowtail), 2497 nucleotides long. Its product is annotated as zinc finger protein draculin-like. The transcript has 2 exons. Lineage: Eukaryota; Metazoa; Arthropoda; Insecta; Lepidoptera; Papilionidae. Gene Ontology annotation, cellular component: nucleus. Gene Ontology annotation, biological process: regulation of transcription by RNA polymerase II. Gene Ontology annotation, molecular function: zinc ion binding; DNA-binding transcription activator activity, RNA polymerase II-specific; RNA polymerase II cis-regulatory region sequence-specific DNA binding. The record is from RefSeq and is a predicted model, not a curated record. Bases 103 to 1818 code for a protein of 571 amino acids.
UUUGACAAUUUGACAAGUUAAUUAAUCGCUAUUCGCGACUUUACUAAAUCCGUGAUAUUUUAUUAGUAGUGAAACAAAUGAUAAUGUAUUCAUGAAUUUAUAAUGGCAAAUAUAGAACAAACUCAUUGUAGAUUCUGUGCCGAAACAAAAGCAUCCAACAAACUGGUAAAUCUUGUUAAAGAUAAAGAAAAAUACGAAGAAAUAUUGCAUAAACUGACCGUCUUAAAUGCAGUUUAUGUCGAUUUUUCUAAUAAUAAUAACAACUUAUUACCCAAAACUAUUUGCUUCGUAUGCUACGAAUCUUUAAAUAAAGCAAUAGAUUUUCUGGAAAAGGUGAAACGAUCGCAGGAAGUAUUGAUAAAUUUAUUCAUAACCAAUGACUGUUCAAAGACAGAUUUAUCUGACGAUGAUAGAAUGGGUUUCGACGAUUAUUGCUUACCAGAAUCAGUUGGGGAAACUUCACCAUUAAUUAAAGAGGAGGCCAGUUACCCAGAAAAUGCAAAGGUAGUUUUAAAUUUGGAUAACAUUACUUAUAAUGUUUUGGAAGUCAAAGAAGAACUUAAAGUGGAAGAAUCUGACAAGGCUCCAGAAAACAUCAGUGAAAGCCCGUCCAACGUAGAAUUCGACAAUACUCUUAAUGUUCAAGACCUGCUUGGGGCAACUAUAUGCAAUGUGCCAUAUGAAUCUGAUGUCACAUUAUAUGCUAAAGAGGUGACAGAUUCAAGGAAGAGGAUAGUCCCCCUGUGGAAAGACUACCCCUGGAUAUGUGCACAUUGCAAUAUGGAGUUCCUUGAUUUACCAUCAUUACGAUCUCAUUCUAAAAUAGCUCAUGGCAAAUGUAAUGCUUUUGUUUGUUUUGAUUGUAAAAGUUAUGUGAAAAGUGAUUUUGAAUCAUUUUUAAAGCAUGUGCGUAGGCACAGGAGAAGAUUAAGAAAAAGAUGUCAUUACUGUGAUGCAUACAUGUCAGAAGACUUACUAAGUACACAUGUUGCCCAGCACCUUGUUAAAUUACAAGUCCCUUGUGACCUCUGCGGGGAGAUAUUAAAGAACCAAGAGGCAUUACAGAAGCAUUUAGGUGAUUACAAUUCUAUGAAACCAAAACGUAAACCACGGAGGAAACGAGGUACACCAAUCACACUGGCCGAACUUACUUGCGAGUUGUGUAAAAAAGUAUACAAGAAUCUUAAUAGCCUAAGGGACCAUAUGAAACUCCAUACAAACAACCGUACAAGGAACUACACCUGUGAUAGAUGCGGGAAAAUGUUUUACAACAAAGGUACCCUUACAUCACACAUAAUGUCGCACGAUCAGAUCCGACCGCACACAUGCAAGAUCUGCAACAAGUCGUUUUUAUUUCCAAACAUGUUACGCAGACAUGUUGACAUGCAUUCAGGUAUCAAACCUUUCUCUUGCGAAGAAUGUGGACGUGGAUUCAGACUUUUAUAUCAGCUGAAUGCUCACAAAAUAAUUCACACAGAUGCAAUGCCUUAUGUAUGUGAAUAUUGUAAUAAGGCUUUCCGUUUUAGACAGAUACUUAAAAAUCAUGAACGACAACAUACCGGAGCUAAGCCGUACGCUUGUCAGAUUUGUGGCAUGGAGUUUACUAAUUGGUCAAACUAUAACAAACAUAUGAAAAGACGGCAUAAUACUGACACAUCUAAGAAAAAAAUAACUCCUGAAGGAGUGUUCCCUAUUAACCCUCAAACUGGGCAAAUUGUACAGUUCACAGACCCUGAUACGGAGGAGUGGAAAAACAAGAUAAUGAAGCCCGGGAAGAGAGGGAAGAAGAAACUAAUAAAGGAAGAGAGUGGAAGUUAAUCAAGACAGUGAAGAGGCUUAUAGAUUAAAAAAACUUUUAAGAAUAUGAGGCCCAUCUAGUUAACUGGUUGAAUUAAUUUAACAUAUUAGGUAUAUCCUUUAUUUAAAUUUAUUUUAGAAUAAAUUCUAAUUGAAAGCAAAAACAAAAGCACUAGUACUAGUAAGUACUAACACACUUUGACCUAGUUGUGCCGUUUCCUAAGUACAAAAUCAAAGUGGUCAAUGGCAAAAGUUAAAAUAUAACAAUAUUAUAUCAGUUAGUUUAUAAAAUGAUAGGAAAAUGCAUUAAAACUAUAUGCUAAAUCGGAAAUUUAUAUAAAAUGCUAGAAACAGACAAUAAGACUAUGAUUCUUGGAUAGGAAAAAAUAAAUCGAGAAUUAGCAUUUUAAUUUUAUUAUUUAAUAUUUAUGAGUAUUAUUUGUUUUUAUAUUUUUUAAUUACUCUUAAAUUAUUUGUUAAAAAUAGCAAGCAAUACCUAAGACAAGGGUAUAUGCUCUAAAUAUGAGUCUAAAAUAUAUAAGUUUGACAAGUGACGCCUAUGAAAUACUGAAUUAAUUUUGUAUGAGGAUUAAUGUUGUACUUAAUGGACGGUUGCCAUAGACUCGGACAGUACGCGCAUAACGAAUAACUAUGAACUAUCGAAGACCGGUCUUGUAAUAAUAUUAAUCGAACAAAUAAA